This is a messenger RNA of Cordyceps militaris CM01, 2823 nucleotides long. RefSeq names its product DNA repair endonuclease XPF. The coding region runs from base 1 to 2823 and encodes 940 amino acids. The transcript is spliced from 2 exons. Gene Ontology annotation, biological process: resolution of meiotic recombination intermediates; double-strand break repair via single-strand annealing, removal of nonhomologous ends; double-strand break repair via homologous recombination. NCBI's taxonomy places the organism in Eukaryota, Fungi, Ascomycota, Sordariomycetes, Hypocreales, Cordycipitaceae. Gene Ontology annotation, molecular function: single-stranded DNA binding; single-stranded DNA endonuclease activity; damaged DNA binding. Gene Ontology annotation, cellular component: nucleotide-excision repair factor 1 complex. The record is from RefSeq and is a predicted model, not a curated record.
AUGUCGACAAACAAUGCGCCCCAACCAGUGAAGCUAUCACUGCCCCUGGAAUACCAGCAGGCACUCUUCCAAGAGCUUCGUUCCGAAGAUGAGCUCGUCGUGCUCGCCCGCGGCCUCGGCCUCAUGCGCCUCGUCACCAACCUGCUCCACUCGUACGACGCGGCCGGCAACAACCUCAUCGUCAUUGUCGGCGCCGAGGACCGCGAGAACGGAUGGAUCGGCGAGGCGCUGGCCGAGCACGCCGCCAUCAGCGCCUCCCCCAAGGCCCGCGGGCUCACUGUCGUCAAUACCGACUUUCAGAGCGUCGGCGCCCGCGAAAAGAUGUAUGCUGGCGGCGGCAUAUUCAGCAUCACCUCGAGAAUAUUAGUCGUCGACUUGUUGACGGGUCUGCUGAAUCCAGAGACCAUUACCGGCUUGAUCGUGCUGCACGCCGACCGCAUCGUCGCCACGUCACUGGAAGCAUUUAUUCUCCGCGUCUACCGCCAGAAGAACAAGGUUGGCUUCCUAAAGGCCUUUGCGGACAAUCCUGAUCCCUUUACCAUUGGCUUCUCCCCCCUGGCCUCGAGGAUGCGAAACCUCUUCCUCAAAAAGGCGUCGCUCUGGCCGCGCUUCCACGUCACUGUCGCCCAGUCGCUCGAAGGCAAAAAAAAGGCAGAGGUGAUUGAGCUCGAGGUGCCAAUGACCGAGUACAUGACGGAUAUCCAAAAUGCCAUCAUGGAGUGUGUCGAGAUUAGCAUCCACGAGCUGAAAAAGGGCAACCCGGGCCUGGAAAUGGACGACUGGAAUCUCGACAGCGCCCUACUCAAAAACUUCGACGUCAUUGUCCGCCGCCAGCUCGACCCCAACUGGCAUCGCGUCAGUUGGAAGACGAAGCAAAUCGUCAGCGAUUUGACAGUUUUGCGAGGGCUUUUGAAUUACGUCGUCACCUACGAUCCCGUCUCGUUUCUGCAGCACCUCGACACAAUACACGCGGCACAUUCCCCGCCUCCAGGCUCGACGCGGCAGACGCAAUCCCCAUGGCUGUUUCUGGACGCGGCGCAGACCCUAUUUGAGACGGCACGGAAACGCGUCUAUGCGGCCAGCAUUAAGCAGAUCUCGCAAGAAGAAAACAUUGACUCUUUGCGGCCGGUCCUAGAAGAGCUCCCGAAAUGGAGCAUGCUCGCGGAAGUACUCGAGGAAAUCGACCGCGACCUUUACUUUGAGCCACACGCGAGGGAUGAUUCCAACGGCACGAUUUUAAUCAUGUGCUCCAAUGUAGACACUUGUCGUCAAUUACGAGACUAUCUGCAGACAAUGCACGUCAAGCCAAAACUGCCCACCACAAAUUCCGACGAUGAGGAGGAUGCGCAUAAGCCAUCGGCCAUCUUCAUGAUGCGCCGCCGACUGCGCAAUUACUUGCGCUGGAAGAAACAGUUCGCCGUCGUCAACGCUUCCCUUUUUACGGAAAAUAACAAGGCCCUCAAUAGCGCCACCGACUCUCGGCCCGGACACGGAGGCAUACGCGGCGGGCGUGCGCCGUCCAAUAAACGCCGGCGGCAGCGUGGCGGUGGCAAUAUGGCUGUCAGCAUGUCGAGGGCCGAGAACGGUAGCAUAUCGCAGUUUUUCGAGAAGCCCAACGAGGUGGCCGAGCUCAUGGCCGAAGUGCAGAUCACAGAGGAAGAGGCCAAGCAAAAGGACGACGUGAUUGCCGAUCCGCUCGACAACAUGGAAGACUAUUAUCAGCUCUACGACAUGCAGGAUCUGGUCGUCAUCCACGCCUAUGACGGCGACCAGGAUGAGCACGUGCUGGAAGAGGUCAAGCCUCGCUACAUCAUCAUGUACGAGCCCGAUGCGUCCUUUAUCCGCCGCGUCGAAGUCUACCGUUCCUCGCACAACGACCGCAACGUCCGCGUCUACUUCCUCUACUACGGAGGCUCCAUCGAGGAGCAGCGCUACCUCACGUCUGUGCGCCGCGAAAAAGACGCCUUCACCAAGCUUAUCAAGGAGCGAGCGGGCAUGUCCCUCGUCAUGACGGUCGACCCGCACGGCAUCCAAGACCCGCAGGAAGCGUUCUUGCGGACUGUUAACACGCGCAUCGCCGGCGGCGGCCGUCUCGCGGCGACGGCCGAGCCGCCGCGCGUUGUUGUGGACGUGCGCGAGUUCCGCUCUUCGCUGCCGUCGCUCCUCCACGGCCGCGCCAUGGUCGUUGUGCCGUGCAUGCUGACGGUCGGCGACUACAUCCUGUCACCGACCAUUUGCGUCGAGCGCAAGAGCAUCAGCGACCUCGUCUCCUCCUUCAAAGACGGCCGCCUCUUCACCCAGGCCGAGACCAUGUUCCAGCACUACAAGAACCCGAUGCUGCUCAUCGAGUUUGACCAGAACAAGUCAUUUACGCUGGAGCCCUUUGCCGACCUGUCGGGGAGCCUGAGCAGCGUGUCGGCGACCAACGUGUCAUCGGACCUGCAGAGCAAGCUGGUGCUGCUGACGCUCGCGUUUCCCAAGCUCCGCAUCAUCUGGUCCUCGUCGCCGUACCAGACGGCCGAGAUCUUUGAGUCGCUCAAGACGCAGGAGGCCGAGCCGGAUCCGCUGGCGGCUGUCCGCGCCGGGCUCGACAAGGACGCGCGCGCAGAGGACCAGGUGUUCAACCAGGAGCCGCAGGAUAUGCUGGCGGUGGUACCGGGCGUCACGCCGCAGAAUAUCAAGAACAUUAUUGUCAAUACGGAGAAUGUUAAGGAGGUGGCGAACAUGACGCCCGAGGAACUGGCGCCGCUGGUGGGCAAGGCGGCCGGAAGGGCGAUUCAUGCCUUUUUUGACAGAAAUGUCAUGGAGGAGGAAGAUUACUGA